CGCACGGUCGCGCCCCGCUCCGCUCCUCUCCCUGCCGGUACCGCUGCCGGUACCGCUGCCGGGAUCGUUAUCCCGCCCCCGCGCUGGCCGCCGGCAUGAAGACGGAAGAGGCUCCGUCCUGCCUGCAGCAGGCAACGCCGGUCCUGGGCUUCGGUUCGGACUCCAAGAUGCGGGAGGUGUGUGCUGGCUGCGACACCCCCAUCUCCGACCGGUUCCUCCUGCGAGUCAACGAGCGCUCGUGGCACGAAGGGUGCGUGAAAUGCGCCGUCUGCCUGCAGCCCCUCUCCGGGACCUGCUACUGUCGCAACCGGCAGCUCUACUGCAAACACGACUACGAGAAGCUGUUCCAGACCAAGUGCAGCAGUUGCCUGAAGGCGAUCGCCCCGUCCGAGCUCAUCAUGAGGGUGCUGGAGAACGUCUACCACGUCCACUGCUUCUACUGCUGCGAGUGCGAGCGGCGCCUGCAGCGGGGGGACGAGUUUGUGCUCAAAGAGGGGCAGCUGCUGUGCCGCAGCGACUACGAGAAGGAGAAGGAGAUGCUGAGCGCCAUCAGCCCUGCGCCCACCGAGUCCGUGAAAAGCGAGGAUGAAGACGGCAGCCACCCGCACGGCAAAGGCAGCGAGGAGAGCAAAGACCACAAGCGCUCCAAGCGCCCGCGCACCAUCCUGACCACCCAGCAGCGGCGGGCAUUCAAGGCCUCCUUCGAGGUUUCCUCAAAACCUUGCAGAAAGGUGAGAGAGACCCUGGCAGCUGAGACGGGCUUGACUGUGCGGGUGGUACAGGUCUGGUUCCAGAACCAAAGAGCCAAGAUGAAGAAGAUCGCCCGCAGGCAACAGCAGCAGCAGCAGCAACAACAGGAGCAAGACCAGCUGGGCAACCCCCGCUUAGGGGCUGGGCGAGGGACCGGUCGCAGCAGCCGGCAGAGCAACGACGACAGCGAAGACGGCGCGAGCGUUCACGGCCUGGAUGGGCUCAUGGUCCCCUACCCCCGGAUCCCCCAGCAGCAGCUGCUGCCCCUGGACCAGAACGGCUACAGCACAGAUUUGUACAGACAAGGGCUGACGCCGCCCCAACUGCCGGGGGACCACCUGCACCCCUACGACUCAGAAGGAGUUUUUCACGAUAUGGACAGUGAGAGCAUCAGCCACCUGGGAGACUGCCUGCUCUCAACGGCCGAAGCCAACCUCCUCCAAGCCCGCGUGGGCAACCCCAUUGACCGACUCUACUCCAUGCAGAGCUCCUACUUCACAUCCUGACCAUAGAAAAGCUCCCAGCUCUUCACGAGUAUCUCGGAUGGAUGCUGCUUCAAAUUCAGAACAAGGGUGAGGGGGAAGAAACAAGACUGAGACCUUCAGAGACAUUCCUCGAGCACUGCACGACGGAGGAGGCAUUUAGGUCCACCACACGUAUAAGCACUAAUUCACGGAGACCUUUCACAGCCUGAAGGACUUUGGAUCGCCUCUCUCCUUUUUUCUAGCCACGAGUAGAUCGACGGUAUGAUGUUGUUUAGCUGUAACUUUAGCAGUUUGUCCAGUGUUUAAGCUUUUUGAGCAUUAUGUCCUGCAAACAAAGACUGGCCGAGCUAACCAGGGCUGCCCCUGGAAGUGGGAGGUGCCCUUCCCGCAAGAACUCAGUUUAUUUAAGUUUUGGUUGCAGCUCAGCUGCUCACUGUGCUGGUGCUGUUUUGCCUCAUUUCCCAAUCCGGAUGCAGACUUUAUGGGACAAGGUUAACUUUCAAAAGUGAAAUCCAAGGUCCGGAGGCAUCUCCAAAGGAUGCCCCUGCUGCUUCAGAGAUUUUCUACGUGGUGGUCGAUCAGCUGGCCAAGGACAGUUUUUUAACGUUUGACGUUUCAGGAAUGCACAGUAGUUUGGCCCCUGAUUGAAACGGCAAUGCUCGGGUAUCUGCUUCAAGAAACAACAGACUAUUUAUCCUCUGUCAUGUUCAAGGAUGCCAAGAGAAGUGUAACACACCCACAGCGAGUUCUCUAUCGCCUUCACGUCUGUCUGUCUCUAAAAGAGCAGUUUUACUCCCUUUAUGGACGAAGACUUAUUCUCACAAACUGAGAGACACGGUGCCAGCCACACUAAUUUCUGUUGGUUUCUUUUUUAAAAGAGCCAAGCGAAACAAUUUUACUCCAAAAAUAUUCCUGCUAGAAAGCCCCUCCUCUGCAGGUCUGCCCACAGAGGGAUUUCCCACCCUGCCUGUGCUCCCAGUUUGCUCAGGGCGCCCGAGCACCUCGCUUCCCUCCAACAAGUGAGGAGAGGAAGAAACUGGAUGGCGUUAUCCCGCAACGUGUCCCUGCCAAGUCACUUAACUUCAAGAGGCCACGUUUGGGUUUUGCUUCGAGGGCAACCCGGGGCUGGUGUCAGGCCAAGGGAAAAGCACGUCUCUACUGUGAGUAGAAAGGAAUAAUCCAUUUUCUCCAUCCACCAUCACACCACGAGGCAGGCAAGUCACGAGAAGCAGGUGGGCACCAAUGCGUGUACCCACAAAAAACGCAAGAAAGAGAGAGCAGAGAAGGAAAAUCUGAAUUAUUACCAAAGGGAAAUUCUUUAUUCUGCUGCCGAGGACCCCAAGUCUGGGAUUUCAUUCUUUAUAUACAUGAAGGAGAGCUGGUAUUCCUGGAAAGGUCAGCUUUUCCCACGGGCCUGCUUACAGCAUGCCAGCUGAAGGAAUACGGUCCUCCAGCACUAACCUUCCCUCGUCUAUUUGAACUGAACAACUGGUGGACAACUCCAAAAGGAAAUAAUGACUUACUUUUAAAUCUUGGAUCUCCAGAGUUGUGAGUCAAGGGGUGCAACCCGAGAACCUGGCUGACUGAUGUUUCUGUAUGUGGUGUUUUACUUCUAAGCCUGCGCAGGCUUGUCAGUCUGAUUUUAAAGGUGUGUAGUCUCUUAAAUGAGGGAAAAAAAAAAAAAAAAAAAAGAAAAAACAAACAAAUAAAGAAAUGGCUAAUUUUUGUCAUCUGCAGUUACGGAGGAAGAUUCCCAGGAGGAACUAAAAAAGUUCUGGAUUUGGGGAGGAAAGGAGAUGCAGUCCUGAUGCAUUUUGCAUUUUAUCAGGACUUUUUCACCUUCUCGACUACUUAUAGAGAACUGACAUAAAGAACGAUGUGUAACAGAGCCACAGCCCUUAUAAAGAUCACUCCACCGUUGCUCCACUUUUAAUAAAGCUGUAUGAACGCGA
Tyto alba (common barn owl) is the source of this 3187-nucleotide messenger RNA. Its product is annotated as LIM homeobox transcription factor 1-alpha-like. The record is from RefSeq and is a predicted model, not a curated record. Gene Ontology annotation, cellular component: nucleus. NCBI's taxonomy places the organism in Eukaryota, Metazoa, Chordata, Aves, Strigiformes, Tytonidae. Gene Ontology annotation, molecular function: RNA polymerase II transcription regulatory region sequence-specific DNA binding; DNA-binding transcription factor activity, RNA polymerase II-specific. The transcript has 9 exons. Gene Ontology annotation, biological process: neuron differentiation; regulation of transcription by RNA polymerase II. Bases 96 to 1256 code for a protein of 386 amino acids.